AUGGAGGCUGCCAUGCCGCCGUAUUAUCAUCAUCAUCAUCAAUGCCAUGGUUGCAACAACAUUCGCAUUAGAAUGGAUGCCACAAUGCAUUUGACACACACACAAACAGAGGCUGAAAGGCAAAAAGUUAUGUGCUCCUCCAAGCAACAAACAAUCCAUUAUGAGCAACCUUCGAUUUUCAGUGAUCAACAUUGGUUUCGUUUUACCAACAUUAAAUGUGCAGAGUUUGAUUCAUCUUUUGCCACAUUCACCAAAUGCCGUCUGAAUAUGGUGAAGCGUGGUGUUGUUGCCUUAAACGUUUAUGUCAAACUAUUUCAAUUACCUGUAAAUAAUGUUUCGGUGAAUCUCUCACUUUGGAAAAAGGCCAGUGGCUAUCGUCCUUUCCUUUACAAUAUGACUGAGGACUUUUGUAGAUUUCAAAGAAAUCGUAAGAGGGUUCCGUUUCUGAAUAUAUUUUUUAAUCUUCUAGUAAAGGAUUCAAACAUCAAUCACACAUGCCCUUUCAAUCACGAUAUAAUCGUUAAAAAUUUGGUUUUGGAUGAGGAAAUGUUCAAAUUUCUUCCCUUGCCCAAUGGAGAGUAUAUGUUUCGGCUGAAGGUAGCUGCCUACAAUGAUUGGAAGGCCGAUAUUAAGACCUACGUCAUGUUCAAUACCAAAUUUGGUGAAUAA
This is a messenger RNA of Stomoxys calcitrans (stable fly), 669 nucleotides long. RefSeq lists its product as uncharacterized. NCBI's taxonomy places the organism in Eukaryota, Metazoa, Arthropoda, Insecta, Diptera, Muscidae. The transcript is spliced from 5 exons. The record is from RefSeq and is a predicted model, not a curated record. The coding region runs from base 1 to 669 and encodes 222 amino acids.